Mucor mucedo is the source of this 1690-nucleotide messenger RNA. RefSeq names its product DNA photolyase, FAD-binding/Cryptochrome. The record is from RefSeq and is a predicted model, not a curated record. Bases 26 to 1663 code for a protein of 545 amino acids. NCBI's taxonomy places the organism in Eukaryota, Fungi, Mucoromycota, Mucoromycetes, Mucorales, Mucoraceae. Gene Ontology annotation, molecular function: deoxyribodipyrimidine photo-lyase activity; FAD binding; damaged DNA binding. The transcript is spliced from 3 exons. Gene Ontology annotation, biological process: photoreactive repair.
CUUCUUACUUUGUGUCUCUUCAAAAAUGCUUCAUAAACCUAUCAAUAUAUGCUUUUUUAGAAAUAUCUUUCGUGUCCAUGAUAAUCAAUCGUUACACCAUGCUAUCCAAUCAAGCAAACAUGUACUACCUGUCGUCUGCCUAGAUCCUAGAUUGAUGGAUAUCAGUCUACUCAAUGACAAGUUGGGGUUAGACAAUGUUACGCCUAAAACACAUACUUUUGGUCUCGAACGAUGCGCUAAUUUUCGUACCAGCUACAUUAUUGAAUCCAUCAUGGCUCUCAAGCAGGAACUUAUCAAGAGAAAUAGUGAUUUAUUAAUCUUAUUUGGUACUCCAGAGGACUUGUUUCCUGCUUUACAAAAACAUCUUGCCAAGAAUCACUACCAGCUGGAAAAGAUACAUACACAUAAGGAGUAUGCCUUUGAAGAGCUUGCGGUUGAAAAGACCCUCUCCAAGACCUUACCUAUGGUCUAUCAUCAUGACACAACGAUGGUUCAUCCAGAUGAUAUUGAUUUUGACAAUACAUACAAAGUCUAUACCCAUUUCCGCAAGCGAAUUGAAAAGAUGGAUAAGCCUGUGCGUGAACCAUUAGAGAUCCCCAAAGAACUACCCUUUUUCCCCAAGGAAGCUAUUGAAUUCCAACCAAACGGCGAGCAGCAUCUCCAAGCUCUUUACAAGGAUGCCUCUGUCAAAUCGGAUCAACGAAACGCGUUUCCUUGGAAAGGUGGAGAGCAAAUAGCAAAAGAGCGAUUGAAUGAUUACUUGUUCAAGUCGGACGGUGUGAUUGAUUAUAAACAAACACGAAAUGGUUUGAUCGGUACUGAGUAUUCUACCAAAUUCUCCGUGUUUCUUUCCCAUGGUUGUUUAUCACCUCGGUUUAUCUGGCAUGAAAUGGAAAGACAUAAGAAAGAACACAAACGCAACAUUAAAGCAGCUGGUGAUGAAGAUGGUAUUUAUUGGGUCAAGUUUGAAUUACUUUGGCGCGAUUUCUUUCGAUACCUGGUCAUGGGGAACGGUAAAAAGAUCUUUUUGUUGCAUGGAUUUAGAAACAUGGCGCCGUUGGAAGAGGAUCAAAAGAAGCCCAAGAACAGUUAUUUGGAUAAAGUUUGGAAAACAAAUGAUGAGUAUUUUAACAAGUGGAAAACUGGACAAACGGGUUCUCCGUUUAUUGAUGCAUGCAUGAGAGAAUUAAUGUACACUGGAUUCAUGAACAACCGUGGUCGACAAAACGUGGCAAGUUAUUUAGCAAAAGAUUUGGAAAUUGAUUGGAGAAUUGGUGCUGAAUACUUUGAGUCUAUCUUGAAGGAUCACGAUGUCUAUUCAAAUUACGGCAACUGGCAAUACGUGUCUGGUGUGGGCUGUGAUCCACGAGAAGGGUUUAGACACUUCAAUGUGUUGAAGCAAAGCAAAGAUUACGACCCAGAGGGAUUUUAUAUCAAGCUUUGGUGUCCUGAACUUCAAGACCUGCCUUCGCAUUAUGUCCAUUGCCCCUGGCUCAUGUCCGCUGAAGAGCAAAAGCAAUACAACUGUGUGAUUGGACGCGACUACCCUGAGCCCAUGUCUAUGAUGGAAAGUUGGAAACGGCAUUACCCUACUGCUGCCAAAGGAAGCAAUAAAAUCACAAAGUAUCUUGAUACAAAGAACAAAAAGAUCAAGGUUAAAUAAAAGUACAAAAUAAUUUUUUAUUAUUAU